Ictalurus punctatus (channel catfish) is the source of this 1118-nucleotide messenger RNA. RefSeq lists its product as uncharacterized. The record is from RefSeq and is a predicted model, not a curated record. The transcript is spliced from 5 exons. Gene Ontology annotation, biological process: response to bacterium. Lineage: Eukaryota; Metazoa; Chordata; Actinopteri; Siluriformes; Ictaluridae. Bases 11 to 868 code for a protein of 285 amino acids.
GUCAUUUAGAAUGACCGGAUUAUGGAUUUCAGUUUUGGUCUUUAGCACCAUGUGCCAGUCUGGUAGACGCUGGGUUACUGCACAAUGCCCAGCUCUAGAUGUUUAUCAGUCUGAUGAAAAGCUCAGUGUGGAUAUCGGUAACUCGGCUACUCUCCAGUGUUGUGUUUUCGGGAUAGACGACGAAGAAAUGAUCUGGUUUAAGCAACAAAACAGAAAACAGCCUCAGAUUAUAGUCAGAUUCUUUAAAACUGCUCGGGAAACGUUUUACAGUGAAUUCCAAAAUCCUCGUUUCCGAAUAAAAAAACAUGGAAACUGCUUCAAUAUGACCAUUUCAAACACCACGAUGUCUGAUGAAGCCAUGUACUACUGUGCACUCGUGUUUGCAGACGGGACUUAUUUAAAAAUUAAAGGUGAGCAUGUUACUACUGCAUCAGAAACAUCUAAACCAGCUCUGUGUGAUAAAACACUGCAUGGUAAAGGCACGAACAUGAACACACAAGAGAAAAUGGUGCUCGGUUUGGGAACGGCUUUGGGUUUGUGUGCACUUUUGAUUUUCUGCCUCAUUUAUUUCACACUGAGGAGAAGAAAAUGUGAUAAAAGUAAGUGCUUUUGUCAUCAGAUAAUAAUUAUUUCAGUUGUUUUUAUUUUAAAAAACACUAAUAGGUAUGUUUCUGUAUUUAUAGUAAAUGCUUCUGUAGAAGAUUCUCCAGGAAUGAGACAGGAAUCUGAAGCUGAAACACUGAAUUACGCAGCUUUGCAGUUCUCUAAGAGGAAAGCCAAAGCUGAAAAAAAGAAAUCUGGCUCAUCAGAUGAGUGUGUUUACUCUGAUGUGAAUAGAACUGUAAGAUGUAACAUCAAUUAUUCAUAACACAUGGCACUAUGACACUGCAAUAUCAGUAAAAAUAUUUCAGCAAGUGAAAAUAUCUUGACUACAUGCUAUAUUUUCCUAUAUUUUCAUUGUGAGAUUAUAAUAUAACAACUACAGUAAAAGAUUUUUCAACAAAUAUGUUUGCUAAUUUAAUGUAAAGCUUGGCAGAUUAUGUAUCUGCUAACACAUAAAUUCUCAAAGCAAACUUGCUGUACAGAACAGUCCAAACAACAAAACAAACAAACAAACA